Messenger RNA from Thecamonas trahens ATCC 50062, 2069 nucleotides. RefSeq names its product DEAD-box ATP-dependent RNA helicase 21. Gene Ontology annotation, cellular component: catalytic step 2 spliceosome. The record is from RefSeq and is a predicted model, not a curated record. The coding region runs from base 61 to 1971 and encodes 636 amino acids. The transcript has a single exon. Gene Ontology annotation, biological process: mRNA splicing, via spliceosome. Gene Ontology annotation, molecular function: ATP binding; RNA binding. NCBI's taxonomy places the organism in Eukaryota, Apusomonadida, Apusomonadidae.
CGUGGCGCGAGCGGAGCCGGCAGCGGCGGACAGGUUGGGUAUGUGGGGAAGGAUGCACGGAUGCGGGCGAGUCGAACAGGCACAGUCAGCGGGUUGGGCAUGGGCAUGAGCAUGGCUAAGACUGGCGCUAGUGGUCGAUCGGGGGUGCAGACGGGUGGCCGAUCGGUGGCGAGAGCCCGGGCGGGAGGAAGCAAGGCCAAGGUAGUGGCGGCGUCUGGGCUGUCAUCGGACAUGAUCAAUGCGAUCAAGGAGUCGUAUCUGGUCCGCGGGCGUGGCGAAGGGCUCUCGACCGGUGGAAGUGGCGAGAGAGCGGCGCGGGAGAAGAAGAAGAAGAAGCGGCAGCGGCAGAGAGUCGGCCGGUUCUCGGCGCCGAGCAAGGAGUCGAUGGAGUGGGGUGACGAGGACGACACGUCCGAGGCCGUGGACGAGCUGUACGCCAAUCCGCACACAUUUGUGCCGGGAUUUGGGCGCGGACGGUUUGGUGGCAUCGAUCUGGAGGUCAAGUCCGAGGGGGCCAAGUUCUACGACGAGCUGAUGUCGAAGCGUGUGGCGGAGCACCCGGAGCUUGUCAAGCCCAAGGACGUGGUGGAGGUGUGGGCGCGGCGGAGCGGGACAGCGGUGGUGGGCGGCAAGCACUGGGGGGAGAAGGAGCUGAGCGAAAUGACCGCCCGCGACUGGAACAUUGUGCGCGAGGACUUUGACAUCAAGGUCAAGGGCGCCAAGGUUCCGCCUCCGCUGCGGUCGUGGGCCGACGUGGGGCGGUACAGCAACUUUCCGCCUUCACUCACAGCCGGCAUCUACGACGCAGGCUAUCGCGAGCCGACGCCGAUCCAGAUGCAGGCCAUUCCGGUCGGGCUCGAGGCGCGCGACAUUAUUGGGCUCGCCGAGACGGGUUCGGGCAAGACGGCGGCGUUCUUGCUCCCGCUCCUUGCACGGCUCUCGUAUCUGCCGCGAGUGUCUCCCACGACAGCGGACUCGGGCCCAUACGCAGUGGUCCUCGCACCGACACGCGAGCUUGCGCAGCAGAUUGAGGACGAAGCGGUCAAGUUUGCGGCCGAGGUCGAGCCGCCGCUCCACUCGUGCGUCAUCGUGGGCGGCACCGAUAAGACACGACAGCUCUCUGCGCUGCGCGACGGACAGGAUAUUGUGAUUGGGACGCCUGGGCGGAUCAAUGAGCUCAUCGAGUCGCGGUACCUGGUCCUCACCCGCGCAUUCUACAUCAUUCUGGACGAGGCGGAUCGGAUGAUCGACAUGGGCUUUGCGCCGCAGGUCGGCUCGAUCCUCGAGGCCAUGAAGGGCGAGGUGAGCGGCGAGAACGGCAAGGCGCUGCAGCGGCAGACGGUCAUGUUCUCGGCGACUAUGGCGCCUGAGGUCUUCCACCUCGCCAAGGAGUACAUGGUCGACGAAGUGGUGGUGGAGAUCGGCAAGGUCGGGCGUGCCGUCGACCGCAUCAAGCAGUUUGUCUCGUUUGUGAAGCCGACAAAGAAGCCGGCGGCGCUGCAGCGGGUGCUCUCUCGCGCGCGCAACGGCCUGGUCAUUGUCUUUGUCAACGAGAAGUCCACCGUGGCCACUGUGGCCGAGGCGCUGAGCAAGGCCGGCCACGCCGUGGCGGUCAUCCACGGUGGCAAGUCGCAAGCUGACCGUGAGUCUGCGCUGCGUGCCUUCCGCUCAGGCUCGCGCAACGUAAUUGUCGCGACUGACGUCCUUGGCCGUGGUAUCGACGUGCCGAACGUGACCCACGUUGUCAACUACGACAUGCCGCGGCAGAUGGAGGUCUACACCCACCGCAUCGGGCGGACAGCCCGCGCCGGCAAGGGCGGCGAGGCGCAUACCUUCCUCACCGACGCAGACUCGGGCGUCUUCUACUACCUCAAGAAGUUCCUCCGCGAGACCAACCAGUCCAUCCCGCACGCGCUGGCCAACCACGAGGCUGCCAUGGUCAAGCCUGGCACGGUUCUUGAUCUGUCGUAAGCCAACCACCACCACCACCAGCAACCUACGCAUGAACAAGAUGAACUUCCCCAUUUGCCGUAUGGCGCCGAUCUUGCUUGCCUCUGCCUCUGCCUCUG